AUGUUCAGAAACACGAUGCUGGCCGCCGACGAGGAACUGGGCAAGAAGGACGACGACCGCCGCUUCAGGCCAGCGCGCAAGUCCGGCUGGCCCGCAUGGAGCCACCCGCUGCGCUGGCGACGGCGGCGCACGCUGCUGGCCGUGACGGGCCUGCUGCUACUCUACUAUCUCUUCCACGCCCCUGCCAACGACUACAAUGGCGGCCUGGCACAGCAGCAGAAAUACCCCUCGACCUUGACCCCACCCACGACCUCGACGUACUACCAGAAGCCGAGCGCAAACGACGACGACGACAAUGACAACGACGAGCCCACCGGCCCACCGCCAGGCGUGCGCAAGCCCAAGCGCGGCGACCCUACACCUCAUGUCUACGAUGGACAGGUCCGCUUCUUCCGCCUCGCCAGCUCCUUGCGAUCGUCGGCCUCGUCGACGGGCGGCUAUGACCAGGAUAACAGCAACGUCCUCUUUGCCGUGUCAAGCCUCAAGAGCAUUUCGGUGCUGCUGUCUCUGGCGUGCGACAUGUCCAAGUGGAACAGGAACCACGUCCAUGUAGCCUUCAUGGGAAGGGACGACAUCCCCCUGGACGACUUGCUGCACAUCAAUGGCAUAGACAAGACCGAGUGCCCCGCCGUGUGGCACGAUGCGCGCCCAGACUAUGCAGAGUACAGCACAGAUGCGCGCGCUGAGCUGGCUGUGCAAGGAGCUCUGUCGCACAUCAAAGCCUUCCUUCACCCCCAGGCUGCCUUCUUCCAUGACCCACAGUCAGAGGACGCUUUUUUUGUUCGGGCACUAAAGACCAAGGCCAGCACACUGCACAUGCCUCUCAUCCAGGUGCCCAAGGACAGGCUCGACGAUUUCACGUGGGUCACCAGACUCGAUGCUGGCUCACUGAAACGAUGGCAUGACCCGGUCGUAGACAUUUUGAUACAGGUUCCGCCACAUUCUUCGAGCGUUAUGCGAUUGCUCAAGUCGAUCAAAGACGCUGAUUACAGUGGCCUGAGACCGCCUCGCAUCAUCAUCGAGUUACCGGCCGAGCUCGACGCGUCCGUGAAAAAACACAUGGAGAAGUUCGAGUGGCCACCAAACGGCAACGAGCACGGCCUUGGAGGCGGACUCACCAUCAGACGGCGCAUCGCGGACAACGGACACAGCCAGCAAGAGUCGGCGAUACGCUUACUGGAGCUAUUCUACCCCGCGAGCACCACCAACUCGCACGUGCUCCUGCUUUCUUCACAGGCGCAAGUCGCACGGCAGUACUUUCACUUUGUCAAGUAUACGCUCUUGGAAUACAAGUACUCUGGAUAUGGCGCUUAUGACUACGGGGAUCUAAUGGGUGUAAGCCUUGAGCUGCCACCGAUGCUCUUGGACAACAAGGCAAGGCUGGAGCCCCCCGAGGUUGGUGAUAUGAACACAAAUCGAUAUAAGAAAUUGUUUCCCAAAGCCAAGAGCGCACCGUUCUUAUGGCAGGCUCCAAAUAGUCACGCGACACUGUUCCUAGGCGACAAGUGGGCCGAGCUGCACUCGUUCCUGAGCAACCGAGUAACCAAAUAUCAAGGUUCAGUCAAGCACGCAACUCGGAAGAAGCUGGUGUCAGAGACGUUGCCAGCCUGGACCGAGUAUAUGCUUGAAUUCAUGCGAGCCCGGGGCUACUCACUGCUAUACCCCGCAGUCAUGUCUGAUUCACUAGUCACAAUACACAACGAGCUGUAUCAUGCUCCAGAGGAGUUUAGUAGGCCAUUGACAGGUGCCGAAGAGCAAACAUCCACAAUGGACAAGGAAGAAGCAUUUGUCCGCUCGGAAGAAUCGCCGCGCGUGCUCCAAAACGCGGAGCCAUCUGCCAUGGCUGAUGCAGUGCCUCUCCACCAAGCCCUGCCCUUUGAUGGCGAUCUUCCCGAAAUUCCCCACCUACCACGAUUACUUUACAAUGGCCAGCAUAUUCCAGCUGCCAAUGUGUCGGCGAUUGCACAAGCAUAUGCCGACGAAUUCCGCCAAGAGAUUGGUGGCUGCCAGCGGGUAAAAGGGAAGCACAGGAAGAGGAUUGAGGGCGAGGCAGGCGAUUUGUUUUGCUUUGGAAACGAGGACAAGGAGGACUGGGAGGAGGAUGAGAGUAGAGAGACGGAGAUGUUCAAUGCACCCAUCGACGACCAGCUGGAGAAGCUACUCCUAGUGGACGGACUGUCAACCAAGACGGCAUCAGCGAAGGAUCAUGCGAGCACAAGGACUGCCAAAGUAUCCGUUGACCACGUUGAUGGCGAUGAGGAUUUUUAG
Messenger RNA from Bipolaris victoriae FI3, 2268 nucleotides. RefSeq lists its product as hypothetical. NCBI's taxonomy places the organism in Eukaryota, Fungi, Ascomycota, Dothideomycetes, Pleosporales, Pleosporaceae. The record is from RefSeq and is a predicted model, not a curated record. The coding region runs from base 1 to 2268 and encodes 755 amino acids. The transcript has 2 exons.